Molecule: messenger RNA, 3507 nt
Organism: Oncorhynchus mykiss (rainbow trout)
Lineage: Eukaryota; Metazoa; Chordata; Actinopteri; Salmoniformes; Salmonidae
Source: RefSeq, a predicted model, not a curated record
UCUCUGACAGGGUCUGAGGAUUCCUUAGGCGGUCUGGAUGAGAGAGAGAAAAGGCUGCUGAUCAGUGAGAUGAACUACUGGACUAAGGAGAGGAGGAGGAAUGGCAGUGCAGGAUGCCGCCAAAAAUCCACUCGCAGAACCUCAUCACCAUGCUGUUCGCCUAAGAGGUCCCAGACCUCAUUGCAGAGCUUGCCUGCAACUAGAGAGGCUCCCCUCAUGGAGCCUCUGAAGGCUCUUUUUGGGGUAACGGAAGAGAGCCUUCUGAUAUCCCUGGUUGAGGGUCACUCCAACCCCACCUCCUCCAGCUCCUCCGAGUUGAGCUGUGCUAUCGUGGGGGAGGUGGUACACCAGCUUAACUCUGGCCUCUCAGUGGCCAUUCAGGCCAGCCCGGGGAGUUGCCCCCCUAUGGACAGUCAGGACAUAGCAGCAGGCAAGGAGGUCAUUCGGGUAGCCUCGGUUCAGAUCCUGGCCCAGCUACAGAGCCAAACAUCUGAGCCAGAGUGGGUAGGGUUUAUCGAGCCCCUCAUGGACCCUGUGACCGAUGAUGUGCUGGAGGCCAUUGUCGGCACAAUGGACAAAAUGGCACAGGACUUCAACAUCCUAUUGGAUCUGGCCAAGAAGAUGACAAUCUUGGGGUCUAAAUUUCUGACCAAUCUUCAAUGUGACCUAGAUGUUGAGUGUCCAUCUGGGAAGGAAGGGACCACUCACUUUCUCAAAGAGACUGGAUCCUCUACCAGUGUGGUGGCCAGAAAGAUUCAGACCCUCUCUAGCCCCGACUUUCAGUCUAAAGCCCUGAAGGCGGUGAGCACCAUCCUUACAAGGAAAGUCAGCAGCUCUUCUGGCAUGGCUCCUUCCUCUAGGCCUUCUAGUGCUGCUCCUAGCCUUACUGAAGCCCCGCUGAAUACCAGCUGCACAGCCCUGACAUCUGUAACCUCCACUGCCACAGUGAUUGUUAAGGCAUUUGUGGGAGGCAUGGAGACGAUAGCAUCAUUUGAAGACACAUGUGAAGCAGUUGAUUGGCCAGUUCCUGUAAAUGACCACAAAACAGGGUCUUCACAGAAGAUAACCUUCUCUCUAGCCGGCACACUCUAUGGCCGUAUACGAGCAAAGCUGAGGGACCUUUUAACUCUAGCCGCUCGAGAAGAAGGUGUGGCUAAGGAUGCUUCUCUUCGGGAGUCUUCAGACACCCUGGAAAAGGCAACUGUUUCAACUGUUGAGGUCCAGUUACCCAGCACCGAACACAGUAGAGUUCCCAGAGAGAGCCAACCAAUACCAGCUCUCUGUCUCUCCAAUCUGGAUACCAGUACUCAAGAAGUUCUUAGCAGUGUUUUUUCCAUCUACAAGUCAGAGUUAUCAAAAGUGGAGAGUAAAUCCUUAGCCGUUGUCAGUUCAUCUGAUGAGUCCCUAGAGGCUUGUUGGUUUGUUGAUGGUGUCCUAUCAAAGCUUGAUGACUAUACUAUUUCCCAGUCACCCUCACCCAAUGAAGACUUGAGCGUGAGUACUCAAUAUUCUCAACUGAGCUCAGAAGGGAGUGUCAGAAUCACAGAGUCCUCAACUAGUCUGAUUCAGAGCAUUAAGAAGCUCUCUUGCAAUGACUUUCAGACUCAGGCAGAAGAGGCAGUGAGUAAAGUGCUGAUGAGAUCCAGUCAUUCCUUUAUCACACAGAUCAGCCAUACUGGUCUUCAGAAAAGUCUGCAGGCUGGCUUAUCAUCUAGCUCACCAUCAGAGAUCCAUGUCCUUUCAGAAUCCAUGUCCUCCAUGUCCUCUGAGAAUACAGCCUCUGGAUUAGUGGAAACCUUUGUCAAAGGAAUGGCGACUAUUUUCCAGAAAAAUGAGUCCACUGACACUGUGCUACUGGAAAGAAGUGGGAGAGUUUCACAGUGCUCCCACGGGGGCUCCCAACUGGAUUAUACUGAAUUGAGUGUUAAAAUAUCAGAGGAGAAGCUUUGGUCAACAGCUAAGAACAUCUGCGUCAGUAUGAAGAACACACUUAAGGAUUUCUUCACAGGGCUGAAGCCAUCCGGAUCCGAAAGGACAGAAAUGGCUUCUUCCAAAGAGACCCUUGGGGAAAUCCUGGUUGCUAUCCAGAGUGAAAUCUCAAACUUCGGGCGAAUGAAGGAUUCCAGGGAGCUCCUUCAGAUCAAUGAUAUGGUAGGAACUAUGCUGAAGGAGAUUGAGAAAAGUGAGGAUGACAGUGAACAAGUCUGCCAAGACAUCCCUCGAACCUGUUCAUCUUUAUCCACUUCUUUAAAUGGUCGUAGUUCCUUGUCCAGCUCUUCAAAGGGUCCUAGGUCAGAGUGUGAGUUAGAGAUCAACCUCCCUGGCACUCCCAUCCCUGACGAAGUGCCUUUUGAUCUGACCUGCCCCAUCGUCAGGAGCUCCUGCAUCGACACCAGGGACUCUAAAAUGCCAGAGAUUUCUACAAGUGACCUAAAGACAAAGAUGAUGGCACACACAGAUGAACCCCUGCAUCGUAACAGUCCAAUGACUGACAGCAGCCGACCACCGAGUGCUAAAGUCUCUUUUCGAUCCUCCACUCCGUCUUUCACCAGCAAGGGAACCUCUUUGGUACCAAAGGGAGAGGGGAUUGACAUUGAAGAGAAGGAGGUGUGUAUCCCCAGCAGCUCUGGCCAUCUGAGGGAGCUCUUAAUCAUCCCGGACAUCAGCAGUGCCACUGCAUUCCCACUGCAGUACUUGAUGGACUCCAGCAAAGAUGAUGGCAUCUGUUUUGUCACCAUACUGGUGAUAAGGUUGCUAUCGGAGAUCAGACCCUCAGCCCUAGAUGGACCCUCCCAACAGGCAGCAGAUCUGACAGAAACAUCUCAGCAACUCAUCAGACAAGUCCUGUCUGAGUUCUGUGCUGCAUCCAGAUUAUCCAGGACACAGGCAUAUUCCCAGAACCUGAACAUCCAAAGGGUGUUCAGAGGUGUACAUAAAAACCUCAUGGAGGAGUUUGGCUCUUAUAACACCCUGGAAGCAGCUAUGUCCUCCCAGGACCCUGCAUUUGACAGAGUCCUGGUAAAGUCCUUGACCCAGCAGCUGGUGCAGGGACGCAAGGAGGCGUCAAGACCAGCUUCUGCUGCAACAAACCCAUCAGACCAGGCUGAGAUGGAGAGGGGGGCUGAGCAGAAAGCAAGAAGGAGCUUCCUUUGCUUUUCAAUGACCAAACUCAGGAUCAACUUCAAGCGUUCCAAGAGAGGAAACAAAAAGGACUGCCAUUCAGUCCAGGACCAGACUGAGAUUCGCUCUACUGAUGGACAUUGGAUAGCUCCAGUUGGAGAGGGUUCUCCCUCCAAAUCUCAGCCUGUCAAAAAACGAUCCUUGAUUGUCAGGGUCUUUUCAGCAAUGAUGAAGCCAUUCAGGCGCUUCACCAAGAAGAACCUGUAACCUGUUACGCUGCAUGAAGAACUACGUUUGUAACAGCAAGACUUUUGACAAGAGGAAUUUCUGCAUGUCUAACCUUUCAAAGUCUAUUUGAUCAAAUAAAUGCCAAUGAUUUUACAAGAA